UAAAAGCAGGCACGGGAGUGAACGAAGGAAGAGCGAGGAGGUAAACAAUCAAAAUAGCAUAACAGCACACGCCAGCCAGCGCGCUCGUCCGUGAUGGCGACCCACAGAUGGACUCGCCAGUGUCGUCGCUUCGUCGGAAACGUGGAUUUUGCCUCUUUCGGGCGCUGAGCAGCCGCGAACGACGCGCCCGUCGCCGCCCUCGACGUCGCCGGUGACAACUGAACGUGUUUGGGCCCGUGGAAGUGCGCGACCGGCGUUGACUGAUAGUGGUGCUCGCGGGAUGGUUCUUGCCAACCUUCCCUCGGCGAGUGAAGCCAAGUAGUGAGCGCGCAUGUGUUCUCCCGGUGAAGCCGCGACGACGCGUCAACAAAGGCGGUGGCCGGUGCUCUGUGGUGAUUGUGCAUAGCGGUGCGUGGUGCGCUGCAUCAUCUCAUAUUUAUUUAUUUUCUCUCGAUCAACUAGCGGCGACUGCCCGGGAGGAAUCGACACGGUGGACCCCUGGGCAUGGCCAAGCCAUCGAGGCCGAGCUGCGGCACAGGUCGCCAGGAAUGCCGGCGACAGGAGAAGCCGAAGAGGUGCAAACAGGGCAGCGAACGGCAAUCGCGAUGACCAGGAGGAACCCAUGAGCUCGAGCGUCCUGCGGGCCUGCUCGGCCCAGUAUUACAAUGCCUGCCUGCCUCCCGGAGAUGCCCUCCACAGAAGCGGCAGCGCAAAUCAGCUCAAUGGCCAUCAUGCGCAGCCGCAGUCGUCGCCGUCCUCACAGCAGAUGCACGCGACAGCCGCGUCGCCGGUCCAUCACCAGACGGCGGUCAGCAUGAGCAGCACAACAUCGGCGGGGCCCGCACGACCUCAUCGGACGCACAGUGAGCGUUCCCAGCGCACAUCCCGAAUGAGCCUGUACCGGAGCAACAGUAGCCUGGACCUGGACCACAACAAUGGCGGUGCAGCCGGUGAGCCGGGGCCACUCCGAGGAGGCCCCUCGCGGAGGGACUACGGCUCGGCAUCGUCGUUGGACCUGCUGGCUGCUUCGUCCGGAGGGGACAGCAGCUUCUUUGCCAUGCUGCGGGAGUACCGAGCUGGAGGCCAACGAAGAGAAGAUCAGCGAAGCCCUGGUCCAGCCAACAUCCAGGAGUUUCUGCGGGGUCGUCUCGAUCCUGCCCCGGCAGUCCAGAAUGCCUCAAACACCCUGGCGCAUGGAGCGCUCGAAGAAGGAUCGAGUCCACGCCUCAAAACAAAGUUCCAGCGCCUUCUGGAGCUCAGGGACCGUGGCAAGGGCUGGAGUCGACUGCCCAGCGCCGGCGGAGCAACAGGCGGCAGCGCAAGUGCGGCUGCCGCUGGCAGCACAAGUGGUGGUGCAAACCAGGAGAGCUCGCUGUUUCGGAAGUGGAAACCAGGGGGCCGAAGCGAGUCCGCAGACGCUCGAAGCCUCGAGCCGUCGCUACCAGAUCCGGCAGAGGACCGGCUGCGGAGGCGAGCACUGGCGCACUUCGACUGCCAGAGCCUCGGAGCCAACCUGAGUCGUGCGUCGGGUCGUCUGGCAUCCAUACUUGGGAGGCGGAGGAAUACCACGACGGGUGCGUCUGCUGCAUCCAUGCUCCAGCGAGCGGGAGCUGGAGCCGGAGUGAGCGAGGAUGGAGUGGAAGGUGUGCCGGACGCUGGGGACGGCCGACAGAGUGCGCUGCUUCUGAGCUGCCCAUUCUUCCGGAACGAGGUUGGAGGAGAGCCACAGAGGCAGCUGGGCCUCACCAGGGCAACGUCCAGGGCUCUUCGAUCGGGUCGCGGUGGGUCUGCCCGCAACAAUGGCAACAACGGCCCCUGGCAUCGGCCAACGUGUCUGAGCGGACUUGCCAUCCUGGAGAGGCCUGGACUGGACGACGGGGCCUGUCCCUACCAGCGGCCAGCCACGCUGCUUGACGGAGUGGACAGGGGCGCCCUCUACUAUAGGACCCACUUCCAUGGCAAAGGUCACCAAAACUGGUUUGGCAUUGACGAACGGCUAGGACCGGUUGCAGUUAGUCUGCGCAAGGACCGUCUUGACGUGCCAAAUUCCGCGAGACCGUCACCUGGUGGAGCACCACAGACACUGUACAGGAUCAUCGUCCGAACGAGCGAGCUGGCGGUGCUGCGUUGCAGCCUGGCCGAAGAGUCCCUGGGCGGCUCGGUGAGCAACGGUCGGCUGAGCAGCAGCAGCAGCGGGGCCAACUCCCUGCCCGUCCGUGAGUUGCUGGAGCUGGCCGCACCCGAGCUGCAGACGACCUGCCUGCGGCUGGCCGUGCCCGGACCAGCGACAGAGCAGCAACUGCUCAAGCUCGACGAGCAAGGGCUGAUGAAAUCGUACAAGGUUGGGGUCAUGUACUGCCGGGCAGGACAGGCUACCGAGGAAGAAAUGUACAACAACGAAACCGCAGGUCCAGCUUUCGAGGAGUUCCUCGAGAUGCUCGGCCACAAAGUUCGUCUUAAGGGCUUCCAGAACUAUCGGGCAGGCCUCGACAACAAGACGGACACCACCGGCCUCUAUUCGGUGUACUCAACCUAUGAGGAUUGUGAGAUUAUGUUCCAUGUUUCUACCAUGCUUCCAUACACACCCAGCAACAAGCAGCAGCUGCUGCGCAAGCGUCACAUCGGCAACGACAUCGUCACCCUCGUGUUCCAAGAGCCCCGAGCUCUGCCCUUCACGCCCAAAAACAUCCGGUCACACUUCCAGCAUGUCUUCAUCAUUGUGCGCGCCAUCGAACCCUGUACCUCCAAGACCCGGUACAGUGUUGCCGUGAGUCGAUCGAAAGAAGUUCCCGUGUUUGGUCCUCCAAUCCCCGACGGUGCCACAUUUCCAAAGUCCAAGAAGUUCACCGACUUCAUUCUUGCCAAAGUGAUCAAUGCAGAGAACGCUGCCCACCGAUCCGAAAAGUUUGCCACUAUGGCACAGCGGACACGGCAGGAGUACCUCAAGGACCUCGCAGCCAACUACUCAACAAACACCACACUCGACUCUGGGCCCAAAUUUUCCCUUUUGAGCUUUGGAUCACGCAAAAAGGAGAGACCACGGCCAAGGUUCGUGCCGGAUGGCUUCGUGCGUGGUGCCAUCUCUUGGUCGGUCCAGGUGGAAGACCAAGGUCAAGGUUGCGUAUGCGACUGCACCCUCGGAAUCUCGUCCAGCUCACUUGUGCUGCUGGACGACGGGACCGGAGAGCCAGUUUUCGGUUGUGCGACUGCUGCGGUGCUUGGAUGGUCCUCUCACAGCAGCAGUCUGAAGCUGUUCUACCACCAGGGGGAGUGUGUGGUGCUUCGGGCACGUGACUCGGAUGCUGACGAGGCGCAGGAGAUUGUGACCAGGCUGGCCUGUGUCACCGAUGGAUGCGAGACCCAGGAGUUGAUGCUGUGCCGCAAUGCUGUCGGUCAGCUGGGCUUCCACGUCCAGUCCGAGGGCCUUGUCACCGAGGUUGAGCCUCACGGUCUCGCCUGGGAAGCCGGUCUCCGACGCGGAUGUCGUCUGCUUGAGAUCUGCAAGGUGGCCGUGGCAACGCUUAGCUACGACCAGAUGGUGGACCUGCUCAAGACAUCCGUGAUGGUCAGCGUCACGGUCGUGCCUCCGCACAAGGAUGGCAGCCCUCGGAGGGGCUGCCCCCUGCAAAACUGCAGCUACUUUGGCCCUGACUACGACAGCAGCACAGGGUCCGACCUGGGGUCACCUGGGGGCAGCACCAGUGGAGGGCUCCAGAGGGGGGGACCAGCGCCGGCUGUCGGCCAACAGGUGCCGUCGUAUGCCAAGGCCCGAGCAAGGAGUGACAUGCAGUUCAGAUGCGCCAGCCAACCACAGCGGCCCUGCGAGGCUCCUCCGGCUGAUGACCGGCCGUCACCAGUGCCCCCACCGGUUCCAGCACGAAUGGCACGCAGCCCACCGGGAAGGGGUGGCAGUUCGCCAAACGAGCGGCUGGCCCGACGAGCGGCCUGCAACUCCCUCCCACCCCUGGUGGUGGCACCGCCGCCCUCCUCCUCGGCUUCAGCUCAGUCAGUGACACCCCGCAGUGGGAGUGGCGGCAGCAGUCCGUCCCUGGCGUCCUUGAUGCUGCUGGAGCCCCUCCCCGGUCCCCUGGUGGUGUCUCGGAGCGAGCUCAGCCUGGCCCAGCUGUCGUCACACGAACAGCGUCAACUGCGCACUGGCAGUGGCGGAGCGGGAGGCGCAGGCCACCCGUCAUCGUCAUCUUCGAGGCAGUCACGACAGCACAGCCCUCUCGACCCUUCCUCGGCCGCUGGCAGAGACACCCAGCACCACCACAGGAGCCAGGGUGACCUCAGCAGUCUUGGGUCGUCGUCAUUCAGCGGUCUCGACCGUUGCGGCCCACUCAUGCAGCCACUGCCCCAGCACAUGGGCUCGGACUACCAGUCGGACAGCUCCAGCGAGUGGCAGUUGGGUGCGGGCAGCAGUGCGGACGAGCUGUCGACAUGUGGCAGCAGUCAUCUUGGAAGCCCACUGCCCCGCCGUGGACUCCAAGAGCGAGCCCCAAACCACAGUCCCAAGAUUCGGCUAGGCUGUCGCGUUGUGAGCAGCAGCGGCACCACCACGGCUGGCGAGGAGGUGAUGCGCAGUCCACUGGCCAGUCUCCGCCACGCUGUCCCCUCCACACCACGGUCGGCCAGCGCCGCCCACCCACUGUCGUCGGCCGGUCCAUCUUGGUCACCCUCGUCGGCCAAGGGCGGUGGAAGCAGUGCCGGAAGCAGCGCAGGCAGCGCAGGUGGAGGCUCCACGUUCCAGGAGGACCUGCUUCGACUCAUUGGACCAGACUACCUGGACAGUGAUUCGGAGGAACCCACAUGGUGCCCGCUUGGGCCGUCGGAGCGUCCACGGUCGGGCCCCGAAACACCGUCGUCCUCGUUGGAGCGCGCUGGAAGGCGACAGGGGCUAGCGCUGCGUUGCCACUCGUCCUGUCCUUCGGCCGCAGAAGAUGUCAUCCUCACGACCGCACAGCCAGCGCAAGUGAUUGCCUGCUGUGAUCUCUCACCGUCUGCUGGAGCUGCGGAUGCAAGUGCCAACAACGGGGCUGACAGCGCAAGCCCUAGUAGCGGUGGCAAUAUCAAGCAGCCGGAACAGAGACUGCAAGAUCUUGAAGACAAGGUGGUGAAGCUGCAGGAAACUCUGGCACAGGAGCAGCACAGGAAAGCCAACCUCGAGCACCAGGUCCGGCAGUUGCAGCAGGAGAACCACCGUCUGCACGAGCAGUCCGAGACCGCGAGUGCCCAACUCCGCCGUUUCGCAGACUGGUUUUUUGGACCCUCAGAUACAUAGUUGGCAAGCUUCCCGGAACUAUUGCAUCUCUCGGUCUGUCUGUUUCUCCAAGAUGGAUGAAAGAUAACAGCUUUAUCGCCUGCUGACCACAGAGCAUGUUGUGUACAUGACUGAAACUCAAGUUUUUUGGAAACCCAAACAUGUCGGUCAGUGAUUCAGCAAGUUGUUUUGUCUGUUGCAUCCUUUAACCCUUCUGCUCCUCCAAGAUUGAUACGAGACAACAAAGUCGUCUGCUGACCACCGAACGUGUGAUAGUUCAUCUGUGAAAAAUUGGCUGUGAGAAUGCUGUGCAUCCAAGAGGUUGUGGUGAUAUGACAUCAUUCCUGCCGCUUCCUUACCACACAAAAGCGUUAUGUGCUCCUCGCACAACUUCUCAGCAACUUCAAGGCUGCCUGCAAGCUGUUGUUCUUAGCUUGUGUGUCAGGGAGAACGUUGCCUCAAGUUUGCUUCCCUUGCUGUCAAGGCAACAGGCCAAGACUGACUAGGACUGGGACUCGAUUUUUGACCUUGCAGAGCAAGUACAAGGACAAAGCGCAGCGCAGUGUUUGCUGCAGUGAUUCUACACCUGAAGCAUCGGGCAUUGAAAAGAGCUCAACAAUUUGCUAGUACCCAACUAACAUCAAAUGCUGAAGCUUGGAUGAAUGGAUUGCCGUGGUUGUGUAACUCUGAAACCCAUCUGUAUUAUUAUGUCUCAGUGCUUCUGGCCCGACUUGUGCCGGCUUGCAUAUAACUGGCUUGUAAUUGUGUCCCUGCUAGCAAGCAUCCGUAACCUUAACAAGUGAACUGCAAAUGGCUUUGUGUCCGUGGUUGGCGUCUGCCUGAGACUCUGUGACGGGAACUGGAGGAGCUGCGCAAGAUUCGAGCGACUUUGAGAACGCAGUCCAGUGAACUGGCAUUCUGCACCAUGAACACUUGUUUCAGCCCCGGUUGAUGUGUGACCAGUGGCUAGAGCUGGGAUGUACAGCUCAAACUCAACUGUACCUUACGUCAAAACUGCGACUCACCGUGUAACCUGUUGUUCGUAUUCUUGUAGUAGAUGUUCUAUGUGUGUUUGUGUCGCAUGUUCAUCAUGCCUGCCACAAGAGGACCGGGUAAAUCAUCACUGUACGUACUCAACCCACCUGUGCUUGCACAAGUCAGCUAUGCUGCAUUUCUUAAGAUAGAAAGAAGUGUUGCGUGCAGACCUUCCGCCAUGCAUCCUGCAUCAAGACACUGCAUGCAGCUUGUUUCGUCAUGAUGCCCAAGUCUGGCAGCUGUUGAUGGCUUUGGUGGACACAUUUAGCAAGUCAUGUCGCCCAACUUGUAAUCUAGUUCCAGCGCAGAUACAAUUGCCUUAUGUUCUCAAAUUAACCAAAGCCAAACAUUUAGCAGCAUUUGAGCCAGCUGCAUACAGCGCGCGGAUAUAGGCUGACAACGCUAGAAGCUGGUGAAGAUUUGCCAUUUAUAACUUAUUCAUCACAUCUUGAUAAAUGUGCAUUGGCAUUUACAGAGCUCAUUGUGUGGUAAAUGUAAGUAGGGACUGUGUUUUUAUUGGUGUGGUGUUAGGAAGAACUCAUUUUCUUACUUCAUUUUUCAGAUGGGGCAUGGCAGAAUCCAUGCAGAAAUCUUCGCGUAAAGAAAUGACGUUGCUCUUUGUUGAGUAGAUAUAGGGACAAGGCUCAUUUCAGACACUUGUGCAUCCUAAGAAGGCCUUUGAAUGUUGAGUAAAAAUAAGUUUGAACAAUAGUUUGCUCUCCAAAUGGUGCCAUUUAGGCAUAUUGUGCAAUGCUAAUAUAGUGCUAGCUUCACUUUUGAGACUGCACAACAUUUGGUACUGGAGUACAUUUUUUGUUGUUUUACAAAAUUCUAGUAUUCUACAAAAUUUCAGAACUAGAACUUUCGUCUAUUUUUAUUGAACAUUCCAUUGAAUCAACUGUGCCAAUGAAAGUGCCACAGCUUUAAAUCUUCAACCACUGAGACUGUCCACAAUGCUCGUGAAUAUUGCUCUUUGCUCAUCUGUUGUCAACCUUAGCUGUACUGGUGUGUGUCUAACAACUGUCUUGAAUAAGGGAUGUUUUUACAACUCGUAACAUUUCAUUUUUAAAGAAUUUUCUGGACAUUGCCCCUGUGCUUCCUGUGUAUCAUAGUAUUGACUCCACCACCAAACCUAUUCAUCUAUUGCCUUUUUUUUAUGGCAUAUUUUUUAGUCCGCAUCAUUGUCUUUUGUUCCUUUUAGCAUAAUUGUUGCAGCAACAGUGGGUGAACUAGAAUUGCUGCGUGUGUGAUAACCUGUUUUUUGCAUUGGUGGCAAAGAUAAAACACAAACGUCACUUUCGAUGCAUCUUGGUUUCCAAAUGCUAGAGCAUUCAGAAAUUCGAAAUGCUAAAGCAUUUGGAAACCAAGUGUCAGAUCUGGCUUGUGGUCAUUUUUGUUCAGAGCCCAUGGCCCAGUUUCUAUAAGUCUCAGCCCAUUAAUGUAGCCACAGGUGCCUAAAAAAAUUGGGGCUCUAGGAGACAUUGCUCUGAAAGUUACUACCAUAUUUGCAUGAGUAUAACAUGAAGGGGAGCUCUUCACAACCUAGAAAAUGAAGUAUUGCCUUGAGAAUUAAUGUGCUACAACUCUAGCUUUGUUACACCCUAGUGUGCAUGUGUGAGUCGCUAUAGUACAUCAGGCAAGCUGUUCUGACAGCAGUUUUAAAGCUGUCUUUUUAGAAAAGAAACAAAUAAUAAAGACCACCUAAGCUAGUUUGCUCUGUCACCUAACAUUCUUUUUCUUUAUGGUAUAUGAACAGGUGGACUUUCCAGCAAAGCUCUGUUUACCCACACUUGAGGUGCGGUCUUUUUUAGGUGCGAAAUUGGGCAGGGUGUGAUGGGAUGAAAUCUCUCAUUUGCUCAGGGUGUUGUUUUGAAUCUGAUGUGAACUGCUUUCUCAUUUCUUUCACUCUAAUUACGCAGUGUAAGAAAAAUUGUUAUAGUUGUGCAAAUAUGGUAGUGCGCAGAGUUGUAUAGUGUCCUGUUGGAAUUCUGGUUCACAUGUUUUUCUGUGUAGACCUGUGGCAAACAGUUCCCGUCUGGCUGCUUAGUGUCUGAUAGUAUUUAGAUAGGUGGUUGUCUCUUUUUCACAUGAAUUGCAGUUCCUUAAAGCAAGUUCUUAACGCCAUAGACUGCAUCUGUUCUAGACUUGCCUCUACUGGGCUAAAGGGAGUUGUGUGUUCCUUUGUUUGGAUUUCACUUGACUUUUCGUGUUCGUCGAGUGUGAACCUGUAGCAAAGAAUUGUUGGUGCUUUGGGAGCAGAGCACAAUGAUUUUAAAUGUCGUCAUCCAUUUCUGGUAUUUGAAGAAGUGGAGGGAAUUGGUUCUGAGCCUUACUGGAAGCCCCUUCCUUCUGUAACAUUGAUGGUGCAUUCCUUCUGCCUAGUGUCAGGUGACUGGAAAAAUCUGUGAUCUGUUUCAACUGCGAGUUCGAUUUUUUUUUUUCUGCCAGAGCACUCGCAAUGGGUUUCCCAAUACAUUAAAGGGCAUUUCGAAUGGUGCAAGGCUUCUGCUUCAGGAUGUUGCUACCCAGCCAGGGAAGAUGCAUUUAACGAAUUUUGCAGUCGUAGUAGCUGACUUAGUGUGUCCACUUUUUGUGCCGAAAGCAAGUGUGUUGUGGUGAUUCCCCGCAAGGAUUCCUCUUCUCGUUUCUGUAGCUCAUCGCUUGGCUGUUUACUCGUGCUCGUUUAUCGAACGGUUUGUAGCGUAGUACUAUACCCAUGUAUGCGUACGUGGGAUGGAUCGCCGUCACUCUUGUGCGACUGCCUCAUUCCCUCACACACACAUGCUCAUUGGCAGUGUCCUCAUUCCUUAGCUGUCGCAUAGGUUCACCAUUUCAAGACACAAGGAGAAUCGCACAUGCUCAAGGUUUCUGUUGCCACUUUCCAUAUCUGUGCUCUCUCCUUUUUUUGUCUCUCCUAGUUUCCAAUUUUCCUCGCCCAGUGUGAGACUUUAAAACAAUGCUGCCAUUUUGCCGUCCUUUAUAACUUGGAUCCCGGAACCGUGGCAGAAACAAAACCGACUGUCAUCACGGUGGCUUCACCUAUGACUAUUACUCACUUUUUCCUGCUUGUCCUUUGGUGUCGGCAGCAUUGUUCAGUCCCGACAUGCUUUCGAUGUAGCCCUCAAUGGACGACAUAUGUUGCACUACCAUCGCAGGUCUGUCGCUGCAAUUUUCACCACAGUUUUGGGAUCCAUUUACUAGACAUCGAGGAAAUGGUGUGUUUUUAUGCAUCCCUGUUAGAUUGAGGUGACGAGAGUAUGACUCCUAACAUCAAGAAAACGGUACUGUUUUUAAGCGUCCCUGUUGCAUUGACAGUAGUACUCUUUAUGGAAUGGAAGUGUUUGGUCAGAAAUGACAAUCUGUUUUAUAAAUUUCCAACAGGUGUUGCACGUUUGGCUUGCUGGUUGCUUGCCUAGCCACUGUUGAGUUAUCUGGCAACUACUUGAUCGAAUUGGCCACUGGUGCAUUCCAGUGUUGUCCUCUGGUGCUGCAUAUUGUGGCACCGUGCGUGUUUAGAGUGUGAUUCUGUGUAUGAUAUCUGUCUAUAAGGACUCCUUAUAGCUACACUGAAACCAUGCUGUAUGUUACCGAAGUGCUGUGCAUUGUUUUGGUUGGCUAGAACCCAAGCGUCUCGUCGUCUAUUGGCCUCCUUAGUAAACUCGCACUUGGAGCUGCUAACAAUGCCAAGAGUGUCGUUCCACUUUCGGAAAAAGUGCUUUUCUUGCGCUGACUUAUUUUGCCCACCAAAACGUUCUUGUUUGAGAUGCAGGCACGGCAGUAGCGUCACAUAUGCCUGGUCGUCACACAAUUCUUGAUUACUCAUGCCCAUUGCUUUUACUGUAUCAGUCUGUGUCUUCCUGCAUGCACGAUACAGAAAAGCGUGUCGCUGAUGUUGGUCGCACAUGAUGUUGCAAAGCUUUCGGGAUGAACAGCAGCCUGUUUUGACAUGUGCAAUCGCUGUGCUGUUAGCAAGACAUAAGGAGUCCUGCAUUUGCUGACAAUUGCUGCAUGUGCUUGAACUCUUUUCAGUGCCCCUCAAGAUGGAGGCAUUGCUUCCGCAAGUUUAAACUUCCUGUGUUGUGCUUCAGAUUCUCAUUUAACUACAUCCCUUCAUAAAUCUGCUUGUACAAUACCUCAGUCUCUUUUAUCCACGAAUUUUAUGGCCAUUCGUUUUUACAGCGCAAUCUAUGUGUGACGUUUUUAGGAUCAUAUACAUUUUUUUUGCUGCUGUUUGCCCAUAGAAUGUCAGAUAAAAAUGCCUCCCAUAUCCCCAUUCCCUACAGUUCUUAUUUUAUUUUUUUUUUGUAGAAAAGCAAUAAUAAAGUAGCCAAAGAUGCGUUCGAAGGAUCA
Dermacentor silvarum is the source of this 10645-nucleotide messenger RNA. Its product is annotated as signal-induced proliferation-associated 1-like protein 2. Lineage: Eukaryota; Metazoa; Arthropoda; Arachnida; Ixodida; Ixodidae. Gene Ontology annotation, molecular function: GTPase activator activity; protein binding. The record is from RefSeq and is a predicted model, not a curated record. Gene Ontology annotation, biological process: regulation of small GTPase mediated signal transduction; activation of GTPase activity. Gene Ontology annotation, cellular component: cytoplasm.